GCUUGUUCACACAUUUCGCCUUGUUCAUCAGUACGACAGGCAGAGCCGAGGGCUGACCGGGGGGAUACUCAGUGUACUACAUCGGUCGCUAAUUGCUCCAUCUGUGGACGGGUAGUAAAUUCUGCUCCUGCGCACCGACGCCGUGUGUUCGGGCAGAGCGGACAUCUCGCUACUCCUGCUCCAACUGCCUCACCAACUAGUUUCCUAAGUUGGAGAAAUUAAACUUGCGAGGGACAACUCUGAGGAUACGCGCGCACUCUUUCGGCUCAUUUUACGCGGCGGUUAUUACCACCGCCACUUUGUUAAAUAUUUUAUUUCUUUUCUCGUUUUUUUUUUUUUUUUUUUUUUUUUUUCACCCUGCGCGUAAAGGAGGAGGAACAGGAGGUGGACCCACGCUCAGUCGCCGGUCUCGUGUCUUCUUUGUAUACAGCAGCAGCUGUGUGUAAAUGCAUGGGCGCAGCGCGUCUGCUGCUCUGUGAGGGACAGCUUCCUGGGCUCAGUCCAACCUUCAUGCGGGGAGGAGAGGAAUAUCAAAACUUUACCUGUUCCCCGCUACCUUAGAGUACAUCGCAAAGCUUUGGGUCACUUCCACCGCCUCUUUCUCUCCCACUCGUCCCCCCUCGCUCUCUCUCUCUCUCCCUCUGUGUGUUUGUGUGCGCUUGGAUUGUAAACGGCAGAAACAAAUUGAGCUCCGUGCAGAGCAGGCUACAAGCUACAGCUGCGCGACUCCCCUCCACACAUCAUGGAUGUAAGAUUUUAUCCGACUGCUGGAGGGAAUUCUAUUCCCGGAGACCCUCCGAACCUGGAUUUUGCCCACUGUUUGGGCUACUACAACUUCAAUAAGUUCCAGAACAACAACAACUACAUGAACAUGGCCGAGGCGAACGGCGCCCUGCUUGCAGCUGGGGAUACCUUUCAUACGCCCAGCUUGGGAGACGAGGAGUUCGAGAUUCCUCCCAUUACACCUCCACCUGAGACGGAGUCCGGUCUUGGGCUGUCGGAAGUGGACUCGCCGUUCCCGGCGAUGCCGGAGCCCCCAGCUCCGCACAGGGGUCACUUAAUCCCCCAGUUCCCCCCACAGAGCCUAGACCUGCCCUCGAUCACCAUCUCGCGCAACAUGAUGGACCAAGAAGGACUGUCUGUCAACAACGGCCAGCCUGUGAAUGUGGGAGGGGCUCAUCUACGUCAGUACCCACCCAACCCGGCCAUGGUGAUGAAGUCCAUCAUCAGCAUGAACAGCCCCAACGGCAUGAUGUCGCGGAAUCAGCUGACCACCAUCAACCAGUCCCAGCUCAACACGCAGCUGAGCCUAAAUAUGGCCGGGCCCAACCUCACCCACACCUCCCCGUCACCGCCUGCCAGCAAGUCUGCCACGCCCUCUCCCUCCAGCUCCAUCAACGAAGACGACCAGGACGACGGCAACAGGGUCAUUGGGGAGAAACGACCAGCCCCCAUAGAUCCCACAAAGAAGCCCAAGACUCCGAAGAAGAAGAAGAAGAAGGAUCCCAAUGAGCCCCAGAAGCCAGUGUCGGCUUAUGCUCUGUUCUUCAGAGACACCCAGGCCGCUAUCAAGGGUCAGAAUCCUAACGCCACCUUUGGAGAAGUGUCCAAGAUCGUGGCGUCCAUGUGGGACGGUCUGGGAGAGGAGCAGAAGCAGGUUUACAAAAGCAAAACAGAAGCUGCCAAGAAAGAAUAUUUAAAAGCCCUGGCUGCAUACCGUGCUAGCCUGGUUUCCAAGGCUGCAGCAGAAUCGGCUGAGGCUCAGACUAUCCGCUCAGUGCAGCAGACCCUGGCCUCCACCAGCCUUUCCCCUGGCCUGGUGCUACCUUCACCCCUCAACCAGCACCCCUCCAUGUCUUCAGCCUCGCAGGCCCUGCAACAAGCUCUGCCCCGGGCCAUUGCCCCAAAACCUCUGCAGAUGAGACUAGGGGGCAGUCAGAUUGUGACCUCGGUCACGGUUUCCCACCAAAACAUGUCCCCCGGGAUGCCACCGCAGCUGCUCGGCCAGAUGGGCGCCGGAGGAGCCAUGGUGGCGGGUGCCCAGUCCACAGCGGUGUCUCAGAUGAGUCCACCCAUGCAACCGGCGCAGCAGCAUGCGAUGCAGCAGCUCCAGCAGCAGCAACAGCAGCAGAUGCAGCAGCACCUCCAGCACCAUCAGAUGCAGCAGCAGCAGAUGCAUCACCAGCAGAUCCAGCAGCAGAUGCAACAUCAGCAUUUCCAGCACCACCUCCAGCAACAGCUGCAGCAACACCACAUGCAGCAGCAACAGCAGCAGCAGCAGCAACAACAACAACAGCAGCAGCAGCAACAGCAGCAGCAGCAGCAGCAGCAACAGCAGCAACACAUGCAGCUGCAGCACAUGCAACUGCAGCAUCAGCUGCAUCAGCAGCAGAUUCAACAUCUCCAGCAGCAGCAGCAGCAGCAGCAGCAGCAGCACCAGUCACAGUGUUCCCCACCUCAGCACUCUCCUGGUACACCCCAUUCAGUGGGAGGCUCUGCGUCACUCGGCAGCCCCCAGCCAGCCCCGCAGCAGCAACCACACCCCUCCCAAAUCCAGGCCCAUGCCCAGGUCCUGUCCCAAGUCAGCAUUUACUGAGCCAAAUGGAAAUCCUAUCUCAAAGAACAGGAAUAGAAUAAAAGCAUCCUUUCACGUUGCUUUUCUAAGUUGCACUUAAGAAGUGUGUAAGAGUUAGAAUGUUAUACAAAGAACUUGUCCAUUGUUAUAGACAGAUAUGCACAUGCGUGUACAGGAGGAAACGUGUUAGCUGGGUUUUUUUGUCUAUAAAAUAGGCUGAGCUGUGACAGAGGCCUGUUAGGGCGAGCACCCAGUGAUUGUUUAUUUGUUUGUUUGUGAGGUCUUUCAGUUGUCAAUUUGAACUGAGCGGGCACACAAUAUGUUGAAAGACGUGUCUCUUUCACUGUUUUAUUUAACAAUAAAGCUUUAUUUAUGAGGCCAGAGUUGUCAGUUGAGCGCGGCGGACAUUCGGACAUUUUAAAUGCGAUUCAAAGGAUUUUUAUCAGCUCUAGCCUGGACUCAACGACUCGCAGGAUCCUCGCUGGAAACCAGUAACCCACACAUCAGUCUUUGUUCCCACACCGGCCAGUAUAUAGAAGACCUUCUCUACGCCCACUUUUCUGUUUCAUUCUUGCAGAUGUAACCGCUCAGAUCAUCACGUGGUGGAGGCCUGGUGAUAUUUGAACACAUUUUAACCAGUGUCACAAAUGCAGACGGCGUCUUUGAAGAACGAGGGGAACUGAAAAUAUAAGGUUCUGCGGAUGAACAGACUGAGACAGAAACUGCCAUAAAUCAUUCAUGUCAUCACAUCAUCAAGCUGUAGCUGUAAUCUGCUGUACAUGUUUUGUAGAGCGGGGAGAGAGGACUCCUCCUUUAUCCAGUAAUCUACCCUCCAGACAAUUUGCCCAAAAGCGUGUAACUGGCGACACUCCCACCCGCAACCCAACCACCCCCCCCAAAAAAUUCUUCUUUAAUCUAUUUGUUUUUACUCCAGAUGUUUAACAGUUAAAUUAUGUUUUUAUUUUGUGUAACAAAGGGGAUAUUUUAUGGUAAAUCCAAAUUUCCCGAUCAGGGCAGAUGGUUUGGGGAUUGGGGAUGUAUUUUUACUCUGCUCCUUGAUACUGUCAUUGUUUUAAAAAAAGAAAAAAAAAAGAAAACUAGCAGAGCCGGUUUGUUGCACUGCCAAAGCCAACUGAAAAGGCAUCGGAGGUAUUUUUGCCAGCUGUACAGAAGUCCCUGGGGAAAAAAAAAAAAAAAUAGAAAAUGUUGUACAUUUUUCAUAUCACCUGUUGUAAAGUUUUAAUAUGUGAGGCUUUAAUUAAAACAUUGUUAAACGACCUGUGGAUUGCUAUAUCACAUAGUGCAUUUCUGCUCUUUUAUACUUUUUUAUGAGUUACAAUAGCAGCGAUUCCUUUUGUUUGUAUUUUGCUUACAAACCAACUGCAUUUGAAAUCUGUCCAUGGAGUGAAAGCGUGUCGGUGUGGGGCUCCCGAAAGGUUGUUGUCGGCUCGCGACAGGAAAAAGGAAUUUAAUGUUGGAGACAUUCCAUCACUAAUAUGAUAGUAGCCAUAAUUUUGUAUGAAGUAUUAUAUAUUUCUUUGUGUCUGUUCAAAAUUAAAACUAUCAAUCACAAAUA
Mugil cephalus (flathead mullet) is the source of this 4151-nucleotide messenger RNA. RefSeq names its product TOX high mobility group box family member 3 (gene tox3). Lineage: Eukaryota; Metazoa; Chordata; Actinopteri; Mugiliformes; Mugilidae. The record is from RefSeq and is a predicted model, not a curated record. Gene Ontology annotation, biological process: regulation of transcription by RNA polymerase II. The transcript has 7 exons. Gene Ontology annotation, cellular component: nucleus. Bases 743 to 2596 code for a protein of 617 amino acids. Gene Ontology annotation, molecular function: chromatin DNA binding.